AUCUAUAUAUUGAAUGGCGCCGACUGGUCUAAAGACUAAACUUGACAUUGCUCUAAAAACCACAAUCUCUGUUCUCUAUAGCCCAUAGGUAGGAAUACUUUUUUCCUUUUUUCUUUUUUGAGAAUCAUCAGGUAAGAAUACUUUUUAGUUGUUCGAAGCAUGUACAAACAAAGCUAAUACAAGUGUUGGUUAUAUGUGUGUAUAUAUAUAUAUAUAUUACAGUGUUUUACAAAUUGUAGUAUAAAUGUAACUAUGGUAAGGAAAUCAGUCAUGGCAAAGCCAAGCCCUCUCUUCCUUAUCUUCUUUCUUCAUUUAGUCCUCGUUUCAAGCAGUAGUACUUCUACUGACACUAGAUCCGAGCAUUCAAGAAAUCAUGUUGCUUUGUUCAUUUUCGGUGACUCUUUCUUUGAUGCUGGCAACAACAAUUACAUCAACACCACAACCCUUGACCAAGCAAAUUUCUGGCCUUAUGGGGAAACUUAUUUCGAGUUCCCAACUGGAAGGUUCUCUGAUGGGCGUUUGAUUUCAGAUUUUAUUGCUGAAUAUGCAAAGUUGCCAUUGAUUCCACCAUUUUUACAACCUGGUAAUUAUCAAUACUAUCAUGGAGUGAAUUUUGCGUCUGCUGGUGCUGGUGCUCUAGUUGAAACCUUUCAAGGGGCGGUGAUUGAUCUUAAAACACAGCUAAAGUACUAUAAGAAGGUACAGACUUGGUUGAGAAGCAAGUUAGGUAAAGUUGAAGCCGAAAUAACAUUAUCAAAAGCUGUGUACUUGUUUAGCAUUGGAACCAAUGAUUACAUGAGUAUUUUUGUAACCAAUUCCACUGUAUUGAACUCCUAUUCCAAAUCAGAAUACGUGGGGAUUGUGAUUGGCAACUUGACAACCAUCGUCAAAGAUAUAUAUAAAAGAGGUGGUAGGAAAUUUGGGUUCAUCAAUUUGCUACCCUUCGGCUGUGCUCCAGGCAUCAGAAUUGUCAAAGCAGAAAACAAUGGUAGCUGCUUAGAAGAAGCUUCAUCACUUGUGAAAUUGCACAAUAAAGCUUUGUCAAAGCUCCUCCGGAAAUUAGAGAAGCAGCUAAAGGGGUUCAAGUAUUCAUUGUACAACUUCAACAUCAAUCUCAGACAAAGAAUGAAUCAUCCUUCAAAAUAUGGUUUCAAGGAAGGUAAAGGAGCAUGCUGUGGGUCUGGGCAAUUCAGAGGAGUGUUUAGCUGUGGAGGAAAAAGACUGGGAAAGGAAUUCCAACUCUGUAAGAAUCCAAAUGAAUAUGUGUUUUGGGACUCAUACCAUCUCACACAAAGGGUGUACAAACAAUUAGCAGAUCAAAUGUGGAAUGGGGCAAGAAAGCCCAAUAGUGUAUGGCCCUACAAUCUCAGGGACCUAUUCCAAGCUUUCUAAUUA
This is a messenger RNA of Quercus lobata, 1395 nucleotides long. RefSeq names its product GDSL esterase/lipase 5-like. The coding region runs from base 253 to 1392 and encodes 379 amino acids. Lineage: Eukaryota; Viridiplantae; Streptophyta; Magnoliopsida; Fagales; Fagaceae. Gene Ontology annotation, molecular function: lipase activity. The transcript is spliced from 5 exons. The record is from RefSeq and is a predicted model, not a curated record.